AUGGCCGCGAGUGGAUGCGGCGAGUCGAAUAAGCUAAAGAAAUUGUGCAAAUAUUGUAAAAAUAAUGUACUAACUGGACCAUCGUGCGUGAAGUGUAAUGUGCCAUUCCACAACAGUUGUGCGAAAAGAGUAAAAGUAUGCUGCGACAUGCCAUUGAUUGAAAAUACUCAACCUGAACACAGUGAUGCAUCUUUGACCGAAGAAGCAUAUCUCAGGGAAGAGAAUAAAUUACUUAAGCAAAUAGUAACUGACAAAGAUACAAUAAUCAAUGACAAGGAUAGUAUAAUAUCAUUAUUGCAUGACAAAAUCACUUUAUUAGAAGAAAAAUUAUGUAGAAAUAAUAACAAAAAUGAUGUGUUCUCACUAAGUUCAAAGCAAAAUCCUUCUGUUAACGAAGCAAAAAAUGCAUUAUCAAAAACAUGCUCUGUUGAAAGUACCAAAGAUAAUCUUGCUAAUGAAAGAGUGAACAAAAACACUAAUCUCUUGAAGGACAUUCCGUCUGAAAUAAAUCGUCGUGAUAGGAGUAUGGAAUUACAGGUUGAUUCAUGCAUCAAAUCAGGCGAAAUAUCAAAGGAAAUCAUGAAAAUUCAGACCCUACAAAAAUGUGAGGAAUUGAUCAAUUUGGUUGAUUCUAGACCUGGAACUGCCAGACUAGAUGGAGAACAACCACAUUUCUCUGGUGAGAACGACGCUGCUGUGCCUUCAAAAGAAGAGAAAUGGAAUUUAGUUCAGAAGAAAAAUAAACAUAAAAAAAGAGCAGUGGGCCAGGCUGACGCUGAAAACCAAAAUCAAAAAUUUAAAGGUCAAUGUCCGAAAGUUUGGAUGUUUCUGAAUAGAGUGAACCAAGAUGUAAAUAGUGAGGACAUUGAGGAAUACUUGAAGACUAAGAUUGGCAAUGAAGGUGAAUUUAUUGUCAAGAAAUUGAGAACAUCUGAGGGAAGCAGGUUCACAAAUUUCAUGGUUGCUGCUGAUCUAAAGUUCAAGAACUACUUUUAUAGCCCUAGUUUUUGGCCAAGGGGAGUAGGCUAUAAAAGAUUCAAUUUUGAUCUUUAUUACCAGAAAUAUGGAAUACGAGAUGUUCUGGAAGGCAACGUAGAAGUGGAUCGGCCUAUUUCUUUUUUAGACCCACUGAAACAUUAUAAAUGA
This is a messenger RNA of Phaedon cochleariae (mustard beetle), 1146 nucleotides long. Lineage: Eukaryota; Metazoa; Arthropoda; Insecta; Coleoptera; Chrysomelidae. The record is from the annotation of a GenBank genome assembly.